AUGGAAACAGACAAGCACUCGCUUGAGGUGCGCGAGGGGAAUCCGCCAGCCCCUGCUAACGGUGAGGAAUGCAAGGCCCCAGUCGAAGGCAACCCCAAGGCAGCUGCCACAGACAAGAAAACCGGCGAGCGAGUGGCUGGCAAGCCAAAGGACAAGAAGCAGACCGAGAAGAAGUCGUCGAAAGCCAAGCGGAAGAAGAAGGCUGAUGCCUUGCCGUCCUCCGACGAGAGCGCCACCGAUGAUGACACCAGCGAAUCUGACUCCGCCUCGGACCAUGACGAUAGCUCCUCUGAGUCCGAGAGCGAGUCCAAGAAGAAGCGGGUGACAAAGAAGCGACACGAGGCUAGUAGGUCCAAGAGAAAGUCACGAAGCAAGAAGUCCAAGAAGCCUGUCACAUCGGAGGAGUCCUCGUCUUCAUCCGGCGAAUCUGACUCUGAUGCUUCCAAAGCCGAAACCGAGGAUUGUUCUGAGGACGAGAUGAGCCCACGAGAGGCGGUGAAACAGAUGCACCUUCUUGUGGCGCAAGCGCAACAAUUGGCGCAGCAGCAGCAACACCUGCCACUCGGUGUGCCCCUGUCUUCAUCUCAAGGCAUGCAGUUCCAGAGACAGAACGCCAUGCCUUAUUCUUUUAACCCUUCACGUCAGUAUAACAACGACGACUAUGACGGCGGUGCGCCCCCGAGCUUCAAUCCUCCUCGCAGUUCCAGGAGAGGGCCUCGUUUCGGCCAAACUCCUGGCGGGAGAGGCAACUAUGGUCUGGGAGAUCUGGACGCCGGCCUUUCUAAUCUCCUGGACCCCAACCUUCUCGGCGACGGCAAGCGUCUGACCAAGGACAAAAAGGAGAGAAAGAAGCAGAAGAAGAAGGAGGAGGCGGCAAAGCUCAACUACAAGCGGGUUGACCAGGUUUGGGACAGCUCGAUUCACAACUACAAGCUUCAGGACACGGCCGAGGGUUCGGUUGACUCGCAGUAUCAUGAUUUUCUGUUUCAUGUGCGCAGAACUUUUGAUUGGGAGGGCAAGUAUAAGGCUACCAUUGUCGACAUCAAGAGUAAACUCCUACGCGAGUGCUUGCAGGAUGUCAUGGGCAAUGUUAAAGGCGUGUCAUUGGUGGAGAGCACACCCAAGCUGGACCCCAAUCUACUUUUUCUCUAUCUCGAUGAUUUGAAGACGGCUCUGAAGGGCCUUAAACGGCGUACUUGCAAGGGUGCCAAGCGGGAUCUUAAGAAGGAGCAGAAGCGUCUGGAGGAUAAGCGCAAACACCUGAAGGUCCUGAUUAAGUACCUCGACAAGGACUAUGCGGAGGUCAAGAAGAGUCUGUACCCGAUGCUGAAGAACGGACUCAUCACCUUUGACCUGCUCUGGGCCCUCUGGAAGCCCAACACUCUUGCUUUCGCCCACACCUACAGUUCGCCGGAUGAGCCUCGCGUGUUCAAGGUUGAGAUCGCAGAGAAACACUCCUCGUUCAUGAAAGGCGACUACUAUUACUUGGAGGGUAAGUAUUUCGAGUACGACGGCAAGCAGUUUGGUUACGGAAGCGUCUCGGAGGAGAUUAUGGAGUUUAGAGGCGCUCGCAAGAUCACCAGCUUGAAUUGCUAUCCGCUCAGCUACCACAAGAACGAAGCCAGGGUGCGCGAGGAGCUGGUGGAGCGAGGCAAGAAGUUCGUCGGCCUGGCUGGUGUGUACUACAAGAGUCAUCAGGGCAUGGCGUACUACAAGAAGAAGAAGGGAGUUGUCAAGGUCAAUAUCAAUGGCCGGAUCAUGGUCGACCCUGCUAUUCACAGGAGGAUCAAUCCCAACUACCCGAUUUCGAUGGUGCGGCCAAAGGACCACGACAGGUACUCGGACGAUGAGUGCUCUGAUGAGUCGGACUGUAGUGGAUGUGGCUCUGAUGACGAGGAGGAAGCGUUCAAGCGCAACGCUCGUCUUUAUAGACCCAAGCGGAGCGGCCCUCCUGAGAACAACACGGGGGAGAAGCUGGAAAAGGUUUCGGCGCAGAAUGAUGAGGUCGGUGAAGAGACCAAAGAUGGAGAGGAGGCGGAGAACAAGGAGGUACCGGCAACUGGUUCCAAGGACGCCAAGAAGAUCCCCGAGUUCAGCGAGGAGGACUACUUGAUUGCCUCUCCCGUGGUGCUUGGGUUCUCGUUUGCGGAAAAGCUGUGGCUUGAGUUUACCGUUUCUGGUGUCAAGGAGAUUCAGUGGAACGAAACGGCGUAUGACUCGCUGGUGCUCGAGUCCAAGACCAAGGACAUAGUCAAGGCGUUGGUCGAGUCUCACAAGUACCAUGCGGCCGAGAGUAUCGACGAUGUCAUCCAAGGCAAGGGAAGAGGCCUGGUCGGUGAGUUUUUUCGCUCUCUUUGUAACAUGCUGCAUAUCACUGACGAGCCUAUAGCUGUUCUUCAUGGUCCGCCUGGUACUGGCAAGACUUUGACAGCCGAGGGCAUCUCGGAACUGCUCAAGUGUCCGCUCUACAUGGUUUCGGCGGGCGAGCUGGGCACCGAUUCUCGCUUCCUCGAGACCGAGUUACAAAAGAUUCUCGACAUUUGCCACGCCUGGGGCGCCAUCCUCCUGCUCGACGAAGCGGACGUCUUCCUCGAGAAGAGGAACAUGCACGACAUUCACCGCAAUGCUUUGGUGUCGAUAUUCCUCAAGCAGGUUGAAUACGUGCAGAACAUUCUCAUCCUCACUACGAACCGUGUAGAGACAUUUGAUGACGCCUUCCAAUCCCGCAUUCACAUUGCCCUUCGCUACGGCAACCUCGAACAAAAGGCCAGGAAGGCCAUCUUCAAGAUUUUCAUCGACCGCGUUCGUGCUCACGAGGGCAGCAAGCUUGGGCCGUUCACCGAUAGCGAUUACGAAAGUCUUUCCCGGAAGGAGCUGAACGGGAGGCAGAUCAAGAACACGGUCAGGACGGCGCAGGCGCUGGCGGUUAACAAGGGCGAGCCCUUGUGUAUGAGCCAUAUCCGGCAGGUCUUGGAGGUACAGGCAAACUUUGACCGGGAUCUGAAGGGCGGGACGGGGUAUCAGGACGCGAUGAGGAGUUAUUUUUAA
Molecule: messenger RNA, 3048 nt
Organism: Podospora anserina S mat+
Lineage: Eukaryota; Fungi; Ascomycota; Sordariomycetes; Sordariales; Podosporaceae
Exons: 4
Coding region: 1-3048 (1015 amino acids)
Molecular function (GO): ATP hydrolysis activity; ATP binding
Source: RefSeq, a predicted model, not a curated record